UUUUUUUCCCGGUGAGGAAACUCUUUAUUUAUUAUUUUUUAUAUAUUAUUUUAGUUUAAAGGUUAAAAUUGUCAUUGUUCAAUGGAGGUUAUCUAAUAUUUUCACAACCGGCGGUGUAUGUUGGGGAGUUAGUUGACGCGACUUUGGUUGAUCUCAUAUAUCCACCGCCUCCUCCUCGAUGUUUCCUCCAUAUACACGUGUAUAUCACCGCUUGUGUUUUAUCGACUUCUUCUUUUCCUCUGGUUAUGCAGUUCUCCCACCGUCUCAACCACCAACCGAUUGUGUAUGUUUUGAUUGACUGGGAAUAAACAAACUAUAAAGCUCUUAAAGGUCUUCGAUUCAUUCAUAAUUCUCCCUUUACCCUUCUACUCAUACCAAAGAAGUUGCACGCCAACUAUUUAUUUGAUGGAAUGCCUCAUUAAGACACACAUAAGAACAUCUGAUUUUAAGGUCAUUUAAUUAAGCUUCUCUGAAUUCACAAGUCCACAGUUCCAUCAAACAAUUUGGUUAUAUCGAUGUGCUUAAUCUUUUUGAGAUCACAAUUUAGGUAAUUUAUUCUGGAGGUAUUAUUAAAUGAGUCUUGAUUGCAUCAGCUUCUAUUUGAUUCCAAACCAAAUGGAUGUUACCACACAGCCGUCAACCUUGCUGGAAUUGCUUUCUAGAUCCAAUCUCCUAGUCUUUCGAUCGCUAUUCGAAUGUCUGGACCAGUAGAAAUGUUACAACUUCUUAACCUGUUUAUUCUUUAUGUCAUUCCAUUCGACAACAAAGGCCAGCUCAAAGAAGCUUUUCAACAUCAGGUUAGCCUCUUUAAGAGGAAGAUUGAGGAACAUGAGCAUGAAGUAGCACAAACUUUACUAGAUAAUGUUGGAAAAUGUAUCAAAAAGAAAGAAAAGAAGCCCAUCAUUGAAAGGGAGAAGGUGAGAAAGCAGUCCUUGAUGGAGCUAGAAAUGCAGGAGCAAGUUAGAGAGAUGCAAGAAAUGGAAAAGACGAUGCAAAAACUAACACGAUGGAUCACUUUGAAAGGGAAAAAAGGGAAGAAGUUGCACCUCUCAUUGAUGAUACUUUCCAAAAAUGUUUAG
Messenger RNA from Lactuca saligna, 1079 nucleotides. Lineage: Eukaryota; Viridiplantae; Streptophyta; Magnoliopsida; Asterales; Asteraceae. The record is from the annotation of a GenBank genome assembly.